AUGACGUCGCGGGACGCUGCGUUGAACGUCUUCGCCGAUGCUCGGCACUGGCUGGAAGACCCGGAGGCGGGCUUCUGGCACGCGGCCGAGGGGGUCGGACACGAGAUCGACGACUCGGGCCACCAGCUGGCCCACGAUGUCGGACUGCUGCGGGUAGGGAAGGCGGCUGUGGGGGCAGACACGUGCUUCGUGCGCUGGUUUUCAACACUUUAUGUGGUACAGGAGGGACCCCCUGUAUGGGAGCUGAGGCGCUCAAGUGGCGUGGGCGGCGUGCAGCCUCCUCUACAGCCUCUGCGCCUGACUGCCCACUACCCGCUGCUCGCCGGCAGGCACCCGGUCAAGGCCCUCAACUUAGAAGCUACUACAGCCAUGAAGGGAGCCCUCGUCCUGCUGAUCUCCGGCGUGUUGUUUGUAGCAUACUGCACUCCGCUCGCUGCUGCAGAUGAUGGAGACGAAGUGGUGGAAGAAAUAGCCGAAAGCAGAGACGCUGAUGACGACGAGACAGACAGCUUAACAGACGACGACGCCGACGACAGCGGUGUUGAUGAGGGUCAAAGUGGAGAGAGCAGGGUUUCAACGAAAGGUGCUCACGCCCGCGCUGGCCACGCCAAACAUGCGAGGGCAGGCAGCCGACACGGUGUGGCUAGAUCCGGAGCCAGACCCCAUGCCAGGUCAGGCGCUGCCCGCAGAGCUGCCCACAGCAGGUAG
Messenger RNA from Schistocerca cancellata (South American locust), 708 nucleotides. RefSeq lists its product as uncharacterized. The record is from RefSeq and is a predicted model, not a curated record. The coding region runs from base 1 to 708 and encodes 235 amino acids. NCBI's taxonomy places the organism in Eukaryota, Metazoa, Arthropoda, Insecta, Orthoptera, Acrididae. The transcript is spliced from 5 exons.